Molecule: messenger RNA, 5860 nt
Organism: Mugil cephalus (flathead mullet)
Lineage: Eukaryota; Metazoa; Chordata; Actinopteri; Mugiliformes; Mugilidae
Gene: ddhd1b
Product: DDHD domain containing 1b
Exons: 13
Coding region: 337-2907 (856 amino acids)
Cellular component (GO): cytoplasm
Molecular function (GO): glycerophospholipase activity; metal ion binding
Source: RefSeq, a predicted model, not a curated record
UUGUAUUUUACUUGACAUCGUGGAGCAAUUGAGAUUACCACAUACGCUUUUAUUAUUAUCAUAUUUAUUAUUAUGUUAGUUUUAGGGGGAAAUGAAUGUUUACAGGAGCGAGUGCAGUCAGUAAAGAAUAACGUAUGUGUGUCAUUCAUAUAUUUUGACAUUUAACAUAUGAAGACAUGCUGUAGGUCGGGAUGAUUUUGCAUAGGCUACAGAUGUUACCAGCUGGGCAGAAAGAAACCGUUAAUCCGGCGUAACAGUCGGGCGGCUGGCAUAGUGUUACACAUUUUAUUAGACUGUUUCAGUGCGUCGGGUCUGUCUGUUCAUUGGUUCAUCAACAUGAGCAGCUAUGCUGAAGAUAAAUCGACUAUUCGCCAGCAGAGCUCAGAUAAUAACUCGGUCAGCAGUAGUGAAUGGGAUAUGGCAAACGAUGUGUUUGUGUCUGGCUAUGACGACAAUCCGAUGGGAGACAGUGAGGAUGCAGUGGACAGGGAGCCCUCGCAGCCCGGCUUGGACAGGCACCUGCCGCUGCUAAGGAGGGACAGGUUGUCCCAGGACGGCAUGGUGCUGGAGUACCCCAGCUCGUCCUAUCUGGACCCAAACUACGGCAAUGGCGAGGAGAACGUCACAACCAAGAAGCGCAUACGGUCCAACAGCUCCAGGCACCGCGGCGAGGUGGUCACUGAACUCGGUCCGGAGGAAGUCCGCUGGUUUUACAAGGAGGAUAAGCGGACCUGGAAGCCAUUCGUUGGACACGACUCCCUGAAAAUUGAAGUCGUCUAUCGGAGAUUCUGUGAACAGAACCCAGACAAGGUCAGGCCCCCCGCCGAGCCCGCCGAGGCCAACGGGAAUGAUGCAGUCACGUCCGACGACAUCCCGCCAGAGAGCUGGGCCGUGGAGGGUGGAGGCAUCCAGGAGGAGCCGCCGGUCCGAGGGGGCGAGGGGACACGGCGCUCGUCGUCAGAGGAAGCGAAAGACACGGACGACGUGGGCAUCAGCGUGGAGGCUGUGUGUGUCAGAGGAGGGCUCUAUGAAGUGAAUAUCAAGGAGAAGGAAUGCUACCCCGUUUACUGGAACCAACAAGAUCGUAUUCCUGUGAUGAGGGGUCAGUGGUUUAUUGAUGGAACGUGGCUUCCCCUUGAGGAGGAUGAGAGUGACCUCAUUGAGCUGGAGCACCUUGCCUGCUUCCGGGGUCAACAGAUGAAGGACACCUAUGAGAUGGAGUCCGUGACCACAACCGUGGACAGCAAAGAUGCCGUCCACAGCCUGAAACUGAGCAAGAGUCACGUGGACUGGCACAGUGUGGACGAGGUGUACCUGUACAGUGACGCAACCACCUCCAAGAUUGCCCGCACCGUCACUCAGAAACUGGGCUUCUCGAAAGCCUCCAGCAGUGGGACACGUCUUCAUCGGGGGUAUGUGGAGGAGGCAGCACCUGAGGACACCCCACCGGAAACGACACACAUUGUUUUUGUGGUGCAUGGCAUUGGCCAGAAGAUGGACCAGGGUCGCAUCAUCAGGAACACCAGCAUGAUGAGAGACGCUGCAAGAAAGAUGGAGGAGAAGCACUUCUCUGACCGCACCACAGAGCAUGUAGAGUUCCUUCCUGUGGAGUGGAGGUCGAAACUCUGUCUGGAUGGAGACACGGUGGAUUCCAUUACUCCAGAUAAGGUCCGAGGGCUCAGGGACAUGCUGAACAGCAGUGCCAUGGACAUUAUGUACUAUACGAGUCCUCUGUACAGAGAUGAGAUCACGAGGGGUUUGACUCUGGAGCUGAAUCGUCUGUACUCACUGUUCUGCUCGCGAAAUCCAGACUUUGAGAAAAACGGGAAGGUGUCCAUAGUUUCGCACUCUCUGGGCUGUGUCAUCACCUUUGACAUCAUGACAGGCUGGGACCCAGUGCGUUUUCAUUAUCAGGAGGCGCUGGACCCAGAGGACACAAAUGUCUGCUGGCCUGGAGACGAGGAGCGUCGCCUUCAGGAGGAGCUGCGACUUACACGCCUCAGGUUGAGGGACCUGGAGGACCAGUUCCAGGGUUUGCAGACCUCAUCCUGUGUUGCAAUGCCAGCCUUGAAAUUUAAGGUUGACAACUUCUUCUGCAUGGGUUCCCCUCUGGCUGUGUUUUUGGCAUUACGAGGGACCCGGCCCGGAAACAAUGGUGCACAAGACCAUAUCCUCCCAACAUCUAUCUGCAAACGCCUUUUCAACAUAUUCCACCCUACAGACCCUGUGGCAUACAGAUUGGAGCCUCUAAUCUUAAAGCAUUACAGUAACAUUGCACCUGUUCAGAUCCACUGGUAUAACACCACUAGCCCAACACCGUACAAUCAGAUCCGGCCCACACUGCUCAACCCCCAGAAGGAACCCACAUCUAUCUCAGACUCAGAGAGCAUCCCUAGCCCGUGCACCUCCCCUCCACAGGCCCGACGGCACUAUGGCGAGUCCAUCACCAGCUUGGGCAAGGCCAGUAUAAUGGGUGCUGCGAGCCUUGGAAAGGGAAUUGGAGGAAUCCUCUUUUCUCGCUUUUCACGCUCCAGUGGCCAGGUGGGCGGAGUAGAGGAAGAUCCUGAGGGUGGAGCCUCUGAAGUGGAAAACAUGGCACCAGGAGAUGAAGGGGUGACGGAGAUAGAGGGUGAAGAGAAGGAAAAACAGAUUGAGGAGGAGAGGAGGGAAAUUGAGCAUACCAUGUCCCAGUCCACCUCAGCUCUCAUGGACAACACCUCUUUGGAACUGGAGAGACGCAUUGACUUUGAGCUUCGGGAGGGUUUGGUGGAGAGCCGCUACUGGUCAGCGGUGACCUCACACACAGCGUACUGGUGUUCAUAUGAUGUGGCUUUAUUUCUCCUCACCUUCAUGUACAGACCACUGGAGCCCAUUGAACCUGCAGAGGACAACCAAGACAUCUCGUAACACAAGUGCAACGUGACCAUGGAGUCGUCUCACCUGAAGUCACUUCACUUUCAACUCAAACGUUUUGGAAUAUAAAUUGAAAGGCCAAGGAGAAUUGAAUGAAAUUACCUCAUUCAUCAUUCCUUAAUUUUUUUUUUUUUUUUUUUUUUGCGUCACAUCUGUGACACAUGUGACACCUGUGCACAUUCUGUCUAUAUUUGUGAUUGCUCGGUCCCACGUUGGAGAUUAAUAUUAGAUUUUUUUUUAUAACAUUCCAGAUUAAUUUAUUUUGAAUGACACUCAAGAAUAUUAUAAUCCAUAUUAUAAUAAUUAAUACUACUUGAAUUAUUUGUCAUUAUUUGUUGUGUUUAUUGGAAAGUCUGAAAAGCAAGACUCUCUCCUUUUUUUACGUUUUUACAACUGCUAGCGUUUCCCUUUUUCAGCAUGUGUAUAUUUGAAUCCCUCCCUUUGGUUAUUUACACUGACAAAUGCCCUGCCGCGCCUCAGCACAUUAGCAGACAAAGCAGCUUCAGUGUGUAGACUGCAUUUUUAGAGGAUGCUGUUGUGCGCAAGGUUAGACAAGAGGAGAACCUGAUGUCGCCCUGCUACAUCAUCUAGGAUUAGCACUGUCAGUUUAAAGGUAAUUGCAGUAUUGCUAAUGUCACGGUGUUAUUUAUUUGUCCGCCAUGGACAGAAGAUAGAUGACGGCCAAAAGAAAUAUGUCCUUUAUUUGUAAAAACAACUUUAUGGAGUCUUAACAACAGGGUAUGUAACCUCCCCCCCAUAGCCCCAGUUCCACUCCCUUAAACCCAGGCUCUUUUUCAGCAUGAAAAUAGGUCAAAUAAGCUGACAGGACUUUUUUUUUUUUGAUCAUAGCGGUACAGAAUGUACCCCGACUUCGGCACUGACACUCCAGUCACUGUAACAUGCAUAAAAUGCAUUGGCAUGGAGAAGUAGCAAUGGGACGUAAAAGUAUCAUAUGUAUCAUUAUGUAGAGUAACCAACACAGACACCCAAAACAGCCACGCUCCGUGAAAUGGCCUGUGAUUGGUGGAAAAAUACUGUCACUGGGUGAUUAUUAUAAAGGAGGAGGCACAGAAGUCAGUUGUUCUCACAUAACAUUUUAAUUACAAUAUGCUAACAAGCUAUUAUCGAAUUUGCACAAAAUAACAGCAAAAAUAAAUAACAUACCCUGCCUUUAACUCUCCUCUCAUAUCAAGUACUGUGUUUUAUCAUUAGGCCAUGUCGACUGAACUGUUGUUUCUCUCAGGAAUCCAAUACAUAAUUGGUGGCCAAAUGUUUGUGAGUUGCCAACAAACUAGUUGUUCUUAUUGUGGUUACCCAUGAGCAAGAUUCUGACUGGAAUUUGUAUUCAAUAUUCUAUCUAUUACAGGACUAAAAUAUGCAAGUGUAUGUACCAUAUACAGAUUAACCCAGUCUAACCAGAGGGUUAGUUGUUCCAUCCCAGAUGGACCACAUGUCCAAUCGUGCCAUGACUGUUAAGAAACGGUUAGAUGUGUCAUUGAGACGUCAGAAAAGCUUCUAUAGAUACAAGGGCAUUUACCAAGAGCAGAGACUGACAGUGUCCUCCUCUUGUCAAACUUCUUUGCUUUCCUAAGUGGUCUGUAAUCUCCUUAAAUACACUGUUCCUGGUUCCCACGUCUAGAAUGGUUUUCAAGGGUGAUAGAACAUUUGCAGUCAGGGCUUCUAUACUUUGGAAUGACCUGCCUGACUAGACUAAAAUAUCAUAUUGCAUGUGAUUUUUGUCCUUUGUUCUGAAACAACUUGCCAAAUGAUCUCCCAUCUCUUACAUCAAAGUGAGCGUGUCUGGAUAAACAGCUAAGUAAAAUAACACGUAGUUUAUCACAUUCUUUAUUCAUCCAUUGAGUACUGUUUAUUUUUACUUUUUAAGGAAUUGAAGCCACACUGUGGCUCCAGUUUGAAGCACGCUUAUGAACCUUACUCCUGUAGGCCUAGAUUAAAUGUAUGCCUACAAAGAAAUAAUGAUAAUAAUAAGAUGGAAACAGCUGGUGUGCCAGUUCUAAAGAGGAAUAUAGCUUAUAGCUCUGCUCAGUGAUCUAAAAUUUUGCCCUCUAGAUUAGCUGUGCCUCCAACUACAGCUUGUGACAAUUGAUCUUCUUCCUGUCUGCCAAAUCAUCUUUCACACUUCUGUCUACUGUUUCAUGCUACAUAUGACUGUACAUCAUACAGACUGUAGGUAGCUGUCAGGUCAUCAGCCAGCUGUGGUUGGUAGUUGCUGACAGCUCCUCCUCCUGUGUUCUGACGUCACCCUGAUGCCAAGAAUUUGUCAACAAUACUUACACCCUUGUCUAUAUUUUAACAUUAGUUGUGUGGUUUAUAUCGUAAACACCAUAGAAACAAAGUAGUUUCCCCUUCUUGUGGAGCACCUUAUCGUUACCUGUGCCAUAUCAAACUCGAAUAUAUGUUCUAGAGAAUUCUAGUUAGUAGGUCAGAGUGGGUAACCUAAAAAUUCUAAUUGCUCAUGCAUUUUUAUGGAUAUUUAAUAAAACUGCAAUAGAUGAGCAACCUUGACCUGAGGGUCGACCAUGUCCCGGGCCUUUCCCAGUGGGGAUAGUUCCGCCCCCACCAGUACCCUUAUAGAUCAGCAACACAGAGAAAUGUAGAAUGCUUUUGACAACCACAUAAUUUGUGAAAGCAAUUGGACAUAACAGUAUACUGUUUACAUUUUAUAAAAUGCCCUUUUUAAGUCUUUCCUUUUGUUAAUUUUCAAAUUAUUUGAAUGUUACUUUGCAGACGAUUAGUAAAAUCCUUUGGAGACUACUUUGUGUCAUCUUUUUGAAUUGAGUGAAAGAAAAUGAAUUACAUGAGAAGUGUCAUUCUUCCGUCAGGCUCAGCCCCUUUAACUCACAGUCACUGCAUUUCUUACAUGAUGCCGUUCUUUAGCUUAUAGAUCUUUAAUUUUUUUGAUUAAACUGAAGAGGUCCAACCUUGA